AUGGCCAGUACCUUCAUCUCUAGCAGACUCCCAGGUCUGCAGCAUGAAGGCAUUGCAUCUGUCUCUACUCGAUAUGUGCCCAUGGACACUACCUGCAGGCUCGGGCUGCAGAUUUGGGGAUUCUUGUGGUCUGGGAAGCAGGGUGUCAGGAACAGGAGUGAAGUCUCAACCUGCUCUGUUCCCCCCACAGAGAUCCGAGAGGCCUUCAAAGUCUUUGACCGAGACGGCAAUGGCUUCAUCUCCAAGCAGGAGCUGGGCACAGCCAUGCGCUCCCUGGGCUACAUGCCCAAUGAGGUAGAGCUGGAAGUUAUCAUCCAGCGACUGGACAUGGACGGUGAUGGCCAAGUGGACUUUGAGGAGUUUGUGACCCUCCUGGGACCCAAGCUCUCCACCUCGGGGAUCCCAGAGAGGUUCCUUGGCACUGACUUUGACACUGUCUUCUGGAAGUGUGACAUGCAGAAGCUGACUGUGGAUGAGCUGAAGCGGCUGCUCUACGACACCUUCUGUGAGCACCUGUCCAUGAAGGACAUCGAGAACAUUAUCAUGACGGAGGAAGAGAGCCACCUGGGCACGGCUGAGGAGUGCCCCGUGGAUGUAGAGACCUGCUCCAAUCAGCAGAUCCGCCAGACAUGCGUGCGCAAGAGUCUGAUCUGCGCCUUCGCCAUCGCCUUCAUCAUCAGUGUCAUGCUCAUCGCGGCCAACCAGGUGCUGCGCAGCGGCAUGAAAUAGGCACCGCCUGGGCACCUCAUCUGGCGCACGUGGUGCAUGGGGGCCCCUCCACACCCACCACCGCCUGCAGUCCUCUCCCUCAGCCGCUGCCUGAGCCACCACCACUUCGUGUAUAUCGGGGCCUGGACAUCCAGCGACCCCACCCCACCUGCCCUUGCAUGGAGCCGUGGCCCAGCUGUGGAGGGCCUGGUGGUGGCUCUGAGGACGGCCUCCAGCCCUGCCUGUACCCUGCCCCUGCCCCACCCUGGCCUGUAUGUAGCACUAACUCUCGCCACUGUCCAGGGGCUCCUGGGAAAUUAAGGAGGAGUUUGUACAGGGCCCAGUAGCUGCUGUGGCCCCUUAGGCAGGAAGGGGCACCCUGUGCCCAGGGCCACACAGCUAGCCGGACCCUGGUCCCUGAGGUUUGGGCCAUAGGCAGGGUGCUGGAGGUGGGACAGAAAGACUCUUUGGGGGUGGGGGGGCAUGAGGCAAGGGUCUCCUGGGCCCUACUCCUUGGCAUUGGCUGAGAGGGCCAGGGGCCUUCUCACCUUCCUUAGACUUAAAUCCAGCCCUUCUUCACAUACCCACUGGGGCCAAGAACCAGCCUAUUUCACAGAUGAGAGCCCAAGGCUCAAAGAGUCCCCAGAUUUGGCCUCAGUUCCCCCAUCAAUAGGAUUUUCAGGACGUGCUGAAGCUUUUGGAGGAUGGGGCAACUGAGGUGGCCCUGCAGUCACCCCACAAGAGGCCCAGUAGCCUGAGGGCUACAUUGCCCACUACCACCCCAGCACAGAAUUUAGAACUGGAGUACAGUUGAGGAAGGAAACAGAGGGGCCUAGAGGCUCCAUAUUGCCUGAUCAGCCUGUCACCUUCCCACUGGCCAGAGGCUCCUCUAGGGCAGAAGCCUUGGAAGCACUCAUGUCCAUGCCAGGAAGCUUGCCUAGGCCACUGUUUCAAGCCCAGGGCCUGUCUUGCCCCAUUUCUCUACACUGAAGAGGCUGGAGACCCAGCUUCCAUCCCUGCCCCAGUUGUGCCAUCUCACGCUCAGGCACCAGCUCAGCACGGGCAGAUGUGGGGACUGGGAAUGGCAGACCGAGUCCUUUAGCUCCUCUCCCCAGAUCUGGAGCCACUUCUCAAAUGGGUGAUAACAGCCACACUGGCCACCCUCUUCUGGCCCCCAAGGGAGAAGGGCAGCAAGCACUGUCACCCUGGAGAAGACCUCCUAUCA
Molecule: messenger RNA, 1933 nt
Organism: Miniopterus natalensis
Lineage: Eukaryota; Metazoa; Chordata; Mammalia; Chiroptera; Miniopteridae
Source: RefSeq, a predicted model, not a curated record